Erythranthe guttata (spotted monkey flower) is the source of this 826-nucleotide messenger RNA. Its product is annotated as ethylene-responsive transcription factor WIN1. Gene Ontology annotation, biological process: regulation of DNA-templated transcription. NCBI's taxonomy places the organism in Eukaryota, Viridiplantae, Streptophyta, Magnoliopsida, Lamiales, Phrymaceae. The record is from RefSeq and is a predicted model, not a curated record. Gene Ontology annotation, molecular function: DNA-binding transcription factor activity; DNA binding.
CAGACUAAAUCAUACUGCAGCCUUUUAAUUUAGAUUAUAAAUCAAAGAUUCAUUCUCAUUCCUUCAUCAGAGUUUUUUUUCUGCAGACGACAAAUUAAAAAAAAAACAAAAAUGGUACUAAAGAAAAAAUAUAGAGGUGUCCGACAGCGGCACUGGGGUUCUUGGGUGUCAGAGAUACGACACCCUCUCCUGAAGAGGAGGGUGUGGCUGGGGACUUUCGAGACGGCGGAGGAGGCGGCGAGGGCGUACGACGAGGCGGCAAUUCUUAUGAGCGGUAGAAACGCCAAGACCAACUUUCCGGUGCCGGUUACCCGGGAUGUUGACGGUAACGGUAACGAUAAUAUUUCUCCGUCAUCUUCCUCAUCAUCUUCCACCGCCGCCGCCUCUGCGGCUGCGGCGGCGGCCAACGCGAGAGCGACUUCUCUCUCGUCGAUUCUCAGCGCCAAGCUUCGGAAGUGCUGCAAAUCUCCGUCGCCGUCUCUCACUUGCCUCCGGCUAGAUACGGAGAAUUCGCACAUUGGUGUGUGGCAGAAACGGGCCGGAUCCGGGUCGGAAUCCAACUGGGUCAUGACCGUUGAGCUUGGCAAGAAAAAGAACGCCGAUCAGAAUAUCCCGUCGUCAACCAUGGAUCACGACCAUGAACUGCCACCGCCGCCGCCGCCGCCUCUGGCGGCAUCUCCGGCAGAAUCCUUCGGUAUGAUGAGGGGUGGGAUUGAUGAAGAGGAAAGGAUUGCACUGCAAAUGAUCGAAGAACUUCUCAACAGGAAUUAAUCCAAUCAAAUUAAUUUCUAAAUUAUAUUUAAUAUAUAUAAUUAUAUUCCAUUAU